This is a messenger RNA of Hipposideros armiger (great roundleaf bat), 3277 nucleotides long. RefSeq names its product CD2 cytoplasmic tail binding protein 2 (gene CD2BP2). Lineage: Eukaryota; Metazoa; Chordata; Mammalia; Chiroptera; Hipposideridae. Gene Ontology annotation, cellular component: U5 snRNP. The coding region runs from base 137 to 1159 and encodes 340 amino acids. The transcript is spliced from 7 exons. The record is from RefSeq and is a predicted model, not a curated record. Gene Ontology annotation, molecular function: protein binding.
GGCGCCUUCCGCAGUUUUCUUCCGGGUGUGGCGGGCCGGUGCCCCGGAUGUAACCCUGGCGAAAGCGUCCCUCGUUUCCUUCCCCCGCCUUCCCUGGGUCCUUAGCUCAGCGUGAGGCAGGUCCUUCGGUACAGCCAUGCCAAAGAGGAAGGUGACCUUCCAAGGUGUGGGAAGUGAAGAUGAAGAGGAUGAAAUCAGUUUCCCCAAGAAGAAGCUGGUGGACCCUGUGGUGGGGGCUGGAGGGCCUGGGAGCCGCUUCAAAGGCAAACACUCUUUGGACAGCGACGAGGAGGAUGAUGAUGAGGAGGGGUCCAGCAAAUAUGACAUCUUGGUCUCAGAGGAUGUGGAAGGUCAAGAAGCAGCCACGCUCCCCAGCGAGGGAGGUGUGCGGAUCACACCUUUCAAUCUCCAGGAAGAGAUGGAGGAAGGCCAUUUUGAUGCAGACGGCAACUACUUUUUGAACCGAGAAGCUCAGAUACGAGACAGCUGGCUGGAUAACAUCGACUGGGUGAAGAUCAGGGAGCGGCCACCUGAUCAGCACCCACUCUCGGGCUCGGAGGAGGAGGACAGCGUGGGCCAGACACCAAUGAGCGCCCAAGCGCUCCUGGAGGGUCUUCUGGAACUGCUGCUGCCGAGAGAGACAGUGGCUGGGGCCCUGAGGCGUCUCGGAGCCAGAGGAGGAGGCAAAGGGGGCAGCAAGGGGCCUGGGCGGCCCAGUUCCCCCCAGCGCUUGGACCGGCUCUCGGGGUUGGCCGACCAGAUGGUGGCCCGGGGCAACCUUGGUGUAUAUCAGGAGACAAGGGAACGGUUGGCUAUGCGUCUGAAGGGGUUGUGUUGCCAGACUCAGGGACCCUCUGACCCCAUAUCCCCACCUUCUCUGGACAUGUUUGCUGAGGAAGUGGCAGAGGAGGAGCUGGAGAUCCCAGCCCCUGCCCAGAGAGACGCAGAGUUGCCAGGAGAUGGUCUGGCGGACGUGAUGUGGGAGUAUAAGUGGGAGAACACGAGGGAUGCUGAGCUGUACGGGCCCUUCACCAGCACCCAGAUGCAGACCUGGGUGAACGAAGGCUACUUUGCAGAUGGUGUGUAUUGCCGGAAGCUGGACCCCCCAGGUGGACAGUUCUACAACUCCAAACGUAUUGACUUUGACCUCUAUACCUGAGCCUGCCGAGGGCCCCAUUUGCUGGCCCCUUCUUUCCUGGACUCUGGAGGAGGCCCCAGCUGCCUCAGGCAGUGAAGAUAUCGGGGGACACUUUUCAGUCAAUUUUCCUUUCCCAAUAAAACCCUUUAGUUGUGUCUUAGGCCUUGGCUGAGCUGAUGGCCAGAAGCCCCACAGCUCCUUUGGACUUGCCUCAGCCCUUGAGUGUUUUCUCAUGAAGUUCUUUGGGAGUUUCUGGUCCCUUGAAUCAUCUUUUGGUAUUUACCACUUGGGGCAGAGCCAGGGUCAGAGUCAUGUGGUCUGUGGCCUCCCUACCUAGAUUCUGCUCAUCGUCUUACAAUCCCUUCUGUCACAUACUAUCUCUGGUAUCCUCUGGGGGUUCCUGGUUUGCUGUUCUUAGGUCUUUGGCUUUUAGGAUCUCAGUCAGCGUGUUGUCGCAGCCAGUACAGGACGGAGCUUCAGAAGUGGCGUUUCAGGCCUCGAAGGGUUGAAGCAUCUGUUGGGUGUGAGCAGGAAGCUGGAUACUCACUGGCUCCCCAGCUCCCCACUGUCUUCAGGCUCCUUAAGUGAAAUGAAACUCAGUGUUGUCACCUGGUCCAGCCAUCCAUCGACUAGGCACAGAGCAGGGCAGCGUCUCUUUGGAGGGCACACAGUGAGUCAGGGCUGUCCCGGACCCAAUGAGCUCCCUUCCCAGACCUUUUUCGGUACUAGGUCUUUUCUGCCUGACUUCUGAGAUCCUGAAGCUUAACAUUUCCUGGGCUCUCACCCUGUGUCUGGCACAGGGCUAGUCAGUGCCUUGAGGUAACUGGGCAGGUCCCCUUCCAGGAAUUCAGAGUUGGGGAGGGUGGCAGAGAAGUGUAAUUGUGUAGUAUACACCUAACCCCACCCCUGCACACGCACCACCACCACCAGUGCUUCCUGGCACCGCCUCAGCACCCAGGCAGGCUGAUAACCCCACUUCCCACCCUAGCUGUCUGCUGGAAUCUCAAAGGGAGCUGUGAAAUUAUCCUCAGAUUCAGACUAGAUUGGUCUAGGUAGCCUCCUGGUGGUUGGGUCUUUUAAAAGUUCCCAGGGGUUUCCAGUGUAUGGCAAGGUGGAGCAGCACUGAGCCUGACCCAUGACUGCGUUCACCCUGGGGUGAGGGGCCAGUUUCUGGACCCUGAUGAUGUAGCAGGGCUCAGGGCUGAGCACGUUUGAGGCCAGAGUGCUGGUGGAGUCUGUCAGUUACAGGGGAGGUAAGCACCAGAGCUGUGGGACCCAUGGGUGCCCUGGGGUGUAGGAGCCAGGCCAGGAACUAGGGAAGACAGGCAGGUGUGCCCGAUGUCCUAGUGAGGCCUCCAACUUCUGGAAAAAUGAGACCCACUCCAGUGCCAGGCCAGACCUGGUUUGCAUUGGCUCUAAGAUGUUAAGAUGACUUGUUUUGUGUCAUUAAGAAGGGAAACUGCCAAUUAUAGUUGUAAGAUAUCAAUUAAAAGGUGCAUCCUGGUUUCAGAAAUAUUCCAAAUUGAAAAGCGGGUGUUUUAGGACCAAUGAAGUAACUUCACCUUUCUGUCUCCCCUGUGACUGAGUCAUGGGAGGUUUAGUGUUUAGCCAGUAGAUGGACGCCCAGGGACUGGUCCCUGAAUGUGCCCCAGGCACCUGGGCUCCACCUGUCCAAAACUGACCUCUUCCCCUCACAAGCUGCUCCUGUGGCCACCUUCCUGAUGACACCUGGUAUGGACAGAAUAAUGGCCCCCCAAAGAUGUCCACAUCCUCAACCACAGAAUUGAAUGUGACCCUACGUGGCAAAAGGGACUUUGCGGAUGUGAAUUAAUGAUUUUGAAAUGAGAUUAUUCUGGAUGAUUGAGAUGGACCCAAAUGUAAUCAUAAAGACCUUAUAAUGUGAAGGGGAAUCAGGAGGGUCAAGGAGAUGGAGCUGAAGGUGUGACAUGGCCACUGGCUUUGACGAUGGAAGGACCAUGUGCCAAGAAAUGUGGCCAGCCUACGGAAGCUGGAAAAGGCGAGAAAAUGGAUUUUCCGGUCUCUGCAAAGAAAUGCAGCCCCACUGGCAGGACUUGAGCUCAGUGAAAACCAUUCUGGACUGACUGUUAGACCUUAAGAUAAUAAAAUGUGUUGUUUUGA